AUGGCUACACGUCGUACGAAGAAGUGGCUUCAUGUCAAGGAACGUAAAUCAAAGUUUGCCACACGUCAAGCAACGCGUUCGGAAAUUUUGCACGUAGAAGAAGAAGGCUACAUUGCUCCAGAUACCGUUGACAAUGAAGAUGAACGGAUUGUUGAUUUAACUCAAGCAGAUAUAAAAUCAUCCGUGGACAUUUUCAGUGCACAAAAACGUUUUGAUCUUCAGCUUCCAUUGUAUGGCCCUUAUCAUAUUGAUUAUACACGAAAUGGACGACACUUGUUACUCGGUGGCCGUAAGGGUCAUGUGGCAGCAUUUGAUUGGCAAACAAAGAAAUUACAUUGCGAAUUGAACGUCAUGGAACAAAUCAAUGAUGUGAAAUGGUUACAUAUUGAAACUAUGUAUGCUGUUGCCCAACGACAAUGGACUUAUAUUUACGAUAAUCAAGGUGUAGAAGUCCAUUGUCUUAAAGCGCUCGAUCGUUCGUUACAUUUGGAAUUUCUUCCGUAUCAUUUCUUACUCGCUGCUACAAAUGAAGCAGGAUAUCUGUCGUACAUUGAUGUGUCGAUUGGUAAAAAAGUUGCUGCUUAUAACACAAGAAUAGCGAACGGAAAUGGCAAAUGUGGUACAUCAGUCAUGUGUCAGAAUCCAUCGAAUGCAAUGAUUGGUCUGGGUCAUGCCGGUGGCGUUGUCACAUUCUGGUCGCCAAAUCAACGAGAGCCAGUAGUUAAAAUGUUAGCGCAUAAAUCAACAAUAAGAUCAGUAGCAGUCGAACGUACUGGAACUUAUAUGGCAACAAGUGGCGUGGAUGCUAAAUUAAAGAUAUGGGAUCUACGAACUUAUAAAUGCGUAAACGAAUACCGUACAGCGUCGACUGGCGCAUCAGCAUUAACAUUCAGUCAGAAAAAUCUUCUUGCUGCUAGUUACCGAGAUAUUGUCGAGAUAUACAAAGAUCUCUAUGAUGAAGAAUCAUCAUCAACUGAACUACCUCGUUAUCUUGUUCAUCAAUGUCCCAAUGGUUCGUCCAUUGCAUCGAUCGCGUUUUGUCCGUACGAAGACGUGCUCGGCGUUGGUCAUGAUCGUGGAUUUGUCUCAUUACUUGUGCCUGGUGCUGGCGAGCCCAAUUUCGAUGCUCUAGAAGCAAAUCCAUAUCAAACGAAGAAACAACGUAAACACGCCGAAGUUAAACAACUACUCGAUAAGAUUCAACCUGAUAUGAUUACAUUGGAUAAUUCUGUAUUGAGCGAAAUCGAUCGAAAAGCAUUCGUUCGAAAACAAGACGAAAAACAGAAAGAAUUCAAUUUUGUAAAACCAAAAGAGUUGAUUGCUAAAGCUGAGAAGAAGAAAGGCAAGAUUGGCAAACGAUUAGCACGCAAAAGUCAAAUUCACGAUGCUAAACUUAAAGAAUUUCUUCAACAAAAACAACUGAAACGUCAGAAAACGAAAAAAUAA
Molecule: messenger RNA, 1446 nt
Organism: Adineta ricciae
Lineage: Eukaryota; Metazoa; Rotifera; Eurotatoria; Adinetida; Adinetidae
Source: the annotation of a GenBank genome assembly